Molecule: messenger RNA, 1901 nt
Organism: Epinephelus fuscoguttatus (brown-marbled grouper)
Lineage: Eukaryota; Metazoa; Chordata; Actinopteri; Perciformes; Serranidae
Gene: gpha2
Product: glycoprotein hormone subunit alpha 2
Exons: 4
Coding region: 26-436 (136 amino acids)
Biological process (GO): cell surface receptor signaling pathway
Cellular component (GO): extracellular region
Molecular function (GO): hormone receptor binding; hormone activity
Source: RefSeq, a predicted model, not a curated record
UCUGCAUCCUCAGGCUGCCAUCCAGAUGUCGCUGUGCAUGACCUCACAUCUCUGCCUGCUGGUCCUACCAGUGAUGUCACUGCUGCUGCUCUUCUCUCCUAUCAGUUGGAGCUAUGACGGCGUCACCCCAGGGUGUCACCUGCAUCCCUUCAACGUGACCAUCCGCAGUGACCGUCGUGGCACAUGUAAGGGCACCCACCUGGUCUACGCCUGCGUGGGCUACUGCGAGUCCAGCGCCUUUCCAUCCAGAUACUCUGUGCUGGUGGCCUCAAACUUCACUCACAACAUCACAUCUGCUUCCAGAUGCUGCACCAUCAGCAAGGAGGCUAAGGUCAAAGUUCGCCUGGACUGCCCUCGAGGUCGUCACCAUGACGAAAUUGAGAUCCUGACGGCGAAGGCUUGUCGCUGCGACAUGUGCCGCAAGUCCCGCUACUGAUAGAUCAAGAUGAUAUGCUGCAUACCAAAAGUACACCAGGAUCAGAACCAAAUUUAGUCAGUUAAGCGGUACAAGCUCUGGUAAAUGAUUGAAAUACAAAAGCUUUAGUGAUGAACCAGUAACUAUCCUUUUUCUACAUAUAUGUUGACUUGUUAUGAAUGUUGAAGAAAAUCUACUUUAACUUAUUUAACUGAAAAAGCUUUCAGCUUUCUGCCAAGUUACUGUCAAAACCAGGGUUUCCUUCAUUUGUGUUCUCAAAGGAUGGUGGACAGAAAAGGCUCAAAUGCAGAGUGGCACCUGCUCUGGAUCAGUCGCCCACAACCUUCAACCCGCUUUGUUAUCAGCCCACUAAAUGCCUGUUAUCAGUUGUCAUCACAAGCAUAGAUAUGAGGUAGUAUGGCCCAACUCUACCUCUCAUAUUUACCUGUAAUGUUAGGCUGUGACCUCUAGUGGCCAGAAUAAUUGUGGUGGGAGCAAAGGAGUAAGUUUGGUGAUGUAGUAUAGAGAGAAAACCGUCUGCAAAGAGGAGGUUGGGGUGAAUACAUGGGUAAAGCAAACACAGGACUUUUACCCAGGAGACUGCUGUUCAUGUCCCGUGUGAAACAAAAAGUCUGAUUUAUUGCUGAUUUAUUUUAACCAACACACAUUAAGUUAACUAACAUAAUGUACAGAACAUAAAUUAACUAAGGCAACUUAAGUCAUGUAACAAUCUUACUAGUUUUUGUCCAAACCAUGAUUUUUUUCCCUAAAUAUUACCAAGUCAUUUUGACACUUAAACCUAACAAAACUGCAACUGUUACACUAAAUUCCUUCUGGCCUACUAGUAUGUGCAGUUUGCAUCAUCUUAAGCAUUAUAACGGUAGUGACAACAACUGAAAACGGCCAUUUAAUGGGCUGAUAACAUUGGAAAGGGGUGGUAUUUUAGGAUUGAAAUUAAAAUGGAACAUUCACACUUUUAGAUGUCUCUAAAGAUGUGUGUAUGUGUGUGCAUGUGUGUGCGUGCUUGUGUGUCUUAAAUGUGAUGUAAGGGAUAUUUUUCUCGAAAACUUGAUUGAUGCACAUUUGUGUUAAAGGUUGUAUAAACCAUUCUGUCACACCUACGUUGAAAAAACUGAACAUUUUUAUUCUAUAUUUUUUCCUUUGAGGCUUGGCAGACACUUGACUUUGUAAGCAAAUACAAAUAAGAAAUAGUCACAUCACCCUUCAUAUUUAGUGACUCAGUAGCAAGUGUAAGUACACAGAGACUCCAGGAUUAUAAUCAAUCAAACUCAUUAUCCAAAAAUAUACUGUCAAACUUUGGAAUCAAUAAAAAGGUCAUAUAUACAGUUUCAUUCUUUGCAAUAACCACUAAACACAGACAAGAGACCAAAGAAUGUACAAAUUUAUUUAUAUUUAUGAAUUUGAAAUAAAGGACAUUUUGUAAAUAAUAUGAAACCAAAUAAUGUUGGAAAUGUCAAUGACAUGA